CUGCGUUCUUUGCUCCGGCUGCUACAGAAUUGGGACUUUAGUUAGCUGGCGCCGGCGGUGACGGUAGCUGGAAGACGAGUUGUCGUUUCUCCUUCGCUUUUGGAUGACAUUUCCAUUUCUGUGCGGCGGUUCGUUUUCCCGUGCGAGGGCUUAAAAAAAAAAAAAAAGUAUUGUGACUUGGAAACGUCUCUGCCCUUAUUACGUCUACUACAGUGCCCCGGCGGGCAGCGGAGGUUUGUCAGCUCUUCGCGUCACCUCAUGGUUCCUAAUGGGCAGGAUGCGCGUGUGAGUUGCACAAUGUGACCCCCUCUUCUUGCCGUCCCCGCAGACUCCCCAUUAGACAAUGCGGUUUGUCAGACACCUACAAGGAGUCCGGCUGAGCAGCAGUAACAGCCCUUUAUGGCAAGAAACCUUCCCUUCAUAAAUAAAAGCACAAAACAGGGGGCUUGGUCGCUGCUGCUCCUUCAUGUAGCUCAUCCUAUAUGUGUAUGUGUUGCUUCUCAGCCCUGUUUUGGGAGAAGCUGCUCUGAACAAUAUCACAUUUACUUCUUUUUCAUUUUUUUUUUUUUACAUUAAAUAUUUUCCUAUUUUUCGAGUUGAACUCCUUUCUAACAGCUGCUGUACAAUAAUUUGCCAUCGCUGUUUUAAAUCUUAUACUGACUAAGAAUAUUUUGUAACUUUACUGGAAAAAAAGGAACAUUUUUCGAGGUUUUGCUUUUUUUUUUAUUUUAAUUUUGAUUAUUUUUGAGGCCAAAGGAUUAUUGUUUUGUUAGUUCCAUGCAGACGGGUUUGAAGAUGAUUGCCAGACGCUCACUGCAGUAUCUGAACUGUUUGCCUUUACUGGUCCUUUUGCCCUGUUCUCUGGUUCAAAGCGCGUCGGAUACAGCCAGUUUGGAAAAUUACAGUGCCCUGGUCAAUGUGACCAUUCAAGACCCAAGUAGCAGUCCAGUGCUCUUAAGAAUUGAUGGGGGACGCUACGGACUGGACUCUGCCAAAACAGAAGCCAAAGGGCUUCUCCUGACACCAGUUCACAUCCAUGGAGCGGCCGAUCGACUUGGCUGUGAUCCUCAAACACGUUUCAACGUCCCGCCCAACACGAAGCAUUGGAUAGCACUUCUGCAGCGAGGGAACUGUACGUUUAAGGAGAAGAUCCUGCGUGCUGCAUCCCAUAAUGCCUCCGCUGUUGUCAUCUACAAUAACAACUCCAAGGAAGAAACAGUCACUAUGACUCACCAAGGCACAGGGGAGAUAGUUGCCAUAAUGAUCUCCGAGGCAAGAGGCAGAGAAAUCUUGAGCUAUAUGGAGAGAAAUAUCUCGGUACUUAUGGCCAUAGCGGUGGGCUCACGCAACCAACCCAAAAAUUUUAGCCGGGGCUCCUUGGUCUUCGUUUCCAUCUCCUUCAUCGUCCUGAUGAUCAUUUCUUCUGCUUGGCUGAUAUUUUACUUUAUACAGAAGAUAAGAUACACAAGUGCUCGCGACCGGAACCAGCGCCGACUUGGGGACGCAGCUAAGAAAGCCAUCGGCAAGCUGACCACAAGAACGGUCAAGAAGGGGGAUAAGGAAACGGAGCCAGACUUCGAUCACUGUGCUGUCUGCAUAGAGAGCUACAAGCAGAACGAUAUUGUUAGAGUGCUGCCGUGCAAGCACGUUUUUCACAAAGUAUGUGUGGAUCCCUGGCUUAGCGAACACUGCACCUGCCCCAUGUGCAAACUCAAUAUUCUGAAGGCCUUAGGAAUUGCUGCAAACGUACCGUGUAGUGAUAAUGUAGCCUUUGAUAUGGAGCGACUGACCAGGAGCCAACCAGCUAAUCGGAGAUCUGCACCCAGUGACCCUACAGAGGAAGGAUCCCUGAGCUUGGAAUCAUUACGUUCCUCUGGAAUAUCCCAGGUCCCUCAUGAUGUGGAGGUCAUUCCAAGGACUGGGGAAAUUAACAUUUCUGUGACAAGUAGCCUCUUCUUUCACCGUAACUCACUAUCCCCCCGGAGCCUGGGCUAUGAGACGGAGUUAUCCACCAUCGAACCUUCUCUCGACAUUUACGACGAGAACAAGACUUGAGUUGUUACUUGAUCUGUUCUUCUAUCAGAUGCCCCACCAUAAUAACUGUCUCCUCUUAUCCCCAUCCUGCCAUCAUCCCUACUUUAUUAACUGUCCUGAUGUGUGUCCUCUGUCUCCAGUGAUGAGCCCAACGUCAAAAGCACAUUGUCCUUUCCUGCCAACGAAUUGGGAAGCAGCUUUAAAAUCUGGGAGCACUAGAUCACGUUGAAUUUUGUGCAUGGAAAAGCACAAAAGAAACCAGAGGAAAAACGAGAAAAAAAAAUUGUGAUAGAAUCACUUCUGGGAAACUGCUAUAACCUAUUUAUCACGGCAGAGCUGCAAAGGCGGGGAGAGGCCUUUAAAUAUACACUCUGUCAUUCCUCAUGUUCUUUGACAUUGUACAUCUCUAAUAGUUGGACCACCAAUAACGAGCUUUUUUGGGUAUAUUCGUUUUAAAAAGACCAAAGGUUCUUCAUGAACCCAAUAGCCUGUUUUCAACCAGCCUGGCAGUUAGUGUUGUUAGGACAGUGUGCCGUUAAUUUCACCUUUUUUUUUGUUCAAUGCAGUAUUAAUAAUAGAACAAUAACAAAAGCAGAGGUGCAAUGAGCAGGCAUCAGGCUAAAAACACACUGGCCAAUCAAACUAUUUUCCUUUCUACUGUAUUUUGUGACUUGUAAACUGCACAAUGAACCACUUUAUUUGUUCUUGCCAUGCAGUAUGGAUGUAAGUGCAAUCAAGAGGAUACUGAUUUUUUUUUUGUCUACGGAGCUGAGGGCAAUGUAGAACUUGGCCUAUUCUUUAAUGAGAUGGAAGGAUCAUGCUGAGAGCAGCACAAAACCAUUUCUGGCCAAUGCCAAUGGCAGAUCUUUGUGUUGUCGCUUGCAAUGCUGACAUUCUUUUCCCAAAAGGCAAUAUAGUGACACACUGCGUGCAGGAGCUCCAAGACGUUUGUAUCCGCUUGCCAUUCAGUAACAAGAGCUAUAUUUUAAGGCCUAGGUUACACAACAUGGCUGUGUCCAGGAAGUAAUCUAGAAGCUGUUGUAAUGACCACUUUUCAUUGUGGUUCCUGAAAAGGUGAUAUUUUCACAGCUCACCGUAACAGUAGUAAAAUAGGUUACCACUGUGAAAAAGAUAGAGGCUUCAGCGAGUGCUGGGAGGGGUUUCUCAGCGGAGAGAUGCUUGCUUACAAAUGGCUUGAUACGGUGUGUAAUCAUUUACAGCAUUGCUCCAUGACUGGAAAGCUCACGGUGGAGUGAGGUGGGAGUAGCAAGGAUAACCAUUACCGACCUUGUUAUUCAGCAAUUACCUGCCAGUUGAGCAGCAGUCCUUCAUGGAAGGAACUUGGGAACUGCCAUAAAUGGAAAUUCAUUGAACUCUUUUAACCAGUACCCUGUCAUUUAGCAGUACGUUUCUAUUUAAAGGGAAACCAGAAGCCUCUUAAUAGUAGUCAUUAUAUUUAAUACCAUUAUGUUAGCCAGUACACGAUUUAUCCAUGAAAAUUUUUUUGUGUAUGUUGACAACUGACAUGAUGCUUCCUUCAGAUGCAGAAUCCUCCACAGACCUUUGAACAACACGAUUUUGUGGGCAAUAGGUUAGAAUCGAAGGGGGAUAUUUAUCAAAGGUAAAGUGCUAGGGUAGAACUACACGGACGACUUCUAUGCGUUUUCGGAUCCGACGUGCUGCGCCAAAACGCAGGCGUCAAAUCGGAUGCAACGGAAAAUAAGGUAAGCAAUAGCAAUGUCGGAUGGUGUUGCAGCGUUCAUCUGACAGUUUUGAUGCAGCACAUUUUUGGCGCAGCGUGUUGGAUCCGCCGAAAACGCACUGAAGUCGUCCAUGUAGUUCUACCCUUAAGAGUUUUUUCUCGAAUGUAUCAUAUUUAAGAAAGAACUGAAAUGGCAAAAACCUGCGAGUUUGAGUCCCAAAAACUCGAAUUAAUCAAGUUUUCAGCGAAAAAAACUUGAAUCGCUAGAGUUUUUGGGCAAAACCCUCCGAAGAAAAAGCUCAAACCAUCCUCAAAUG
Molecule: messenger RNA, 4053 nt
Organism: Xenopus laevis (African clawed frog)
Lineage: Eukaryota; Metazoa; Chordata; Amphibia; Anura; Pipidae
Gene: rnf130.L
Product: ring finger protein 130 L homeolog
Exons: 8
Coding region: 778-2055 (425 amino acids)
Biological process (GO): ubiquitin-dependent protein catabolic process; protein ubiquitination; positive regulation of DNA-templated transcription
Cellular component (GO): cytoplasm; membrane; nucleus
Molecular function (GO): ubiquitin protein ligase activity
Source: RefSeq, a predicted model, not a curated record